AAUCAACCAUUUUCUGCCAAGCAAAAAUUUCCGGGUAGAAGUUCAAUCUCUCAGCAGAUAUAAAUACUCCUCAACUCCAAAAGGCACAACAAACUCGGAAGGAGAGGUUUAACCUUCACUGCAAAAGAUGAAUAUUAUCAACAAAAUGUGGUUUUCUCUGACUGUGCUCCUCCUGGCUGCAUUGGCCUGUGUGGCAGAUGUGGCUCAGACCAAUGAAAGGAUUAAACGCUCUGUGUCAGCCUCCAGGUUAACAUCACUCCGUUCCAGACGGAUGGUUGGAGGGACACUGGCUCCUCAUGUCCCCUGGCAGGCCAUGGUCUACAUCGCUGACAGUGUGCUGGACGGAGGCUAUGCAGGCGGUGCUCUCAUCUCCGAGCGCUGGAUUUUGACGGCUGGCAGGAACCUGUUUGUCAGGAAGAGUCGACUGGACGUUCAAGGAAAAGAUCCUGUCAUUCCUAAAGUGUACCUGGGAAUCACUGCACGGCCGGAUCCUAAUGCCUCCAAAGAGGUUGCUGUGGAGAAGGUUGUUCUCCAUCCAGGCUUCCAGAACCGAUCUGACUGGGACAACGACCUUGCUCUGAUCCAGCUGAAGGAGCCUGUGGUUGUGAGCGAUAAAGUGAUCCCCAUCCCCCUGCCAGAGAGUGGCCAAGACCUGGCAGACACCGUGGGAGGGUCAGGGGUCCUCACCGGAUGGGGAUGGGGGAUCCUCCUCACUCCUGCUACAUCACUCAAAUACCUCGUACUUCCCCUGGUCAAUCACUCUGACUGUAAGGCAGAAUAUAAAGGUAGCGAGCUCACACCAGCUGUAGACGACGACAUGUUUUGCACCGGACCCACCAAGUAUGGAGAAAAUGUUUGUUUUGGUGAUGCAGGAGGCGCUCUGGCUGUCACAGAUGCUGAAACUGGGGACAUUUACGCUGCAGGCAUCCUUUCCUACGACAAGUCUUGCAAUAGCUACAAGUACGGAGUCUAUAUGAAGAUUUCCUCGUAUUUGCCCUGGAUCCACAGUGUCAUCAGAGGGGAUACAGAGAAAUCGUCUGCUCUGCGCUCUGAUGCAAUGUCAAAGAUGCAGCCGUAGAGCUUCAGGCUCUGUUCUUCUGAUUUUGAGGAGAAAUUAUUGUGAUGUUUUGAGUCAGGGAAUUUUAUAAAAAUGCAAUGUAACCACUGCUGUGUUCUGUCACUUAAAUGUUGCGAUCGGAAAGGAAAACAAUACAUAAAUACAGUAUUUGCAAUUGUUCCUGUUUGCCAUAAUACAAACAAAUCUCUCCCUGAAAAACGUCAUCAUAUCAGUCAUUUGAGCAAAUUGCCAAAAACAAAGCAUAGGGUUUAUGACUCUUGUCUGUAAAUGAGAAAGAAGAGAGACAUCGCUAUUGAGCCAUCUCCCUUUUACAUUCUUUCCACAACUACUUCUGUCACUUUUUGUGUACAAACGAGUGUAACACUAUUAAAGCCUUCCAGAAAAGACUGA
Messenger RNA from Perca fluviatilis (European perch), 1468 nucleotides. Its product is annotated as haptoglobin. The record is from RefSeq and is a predicted model, not a curated record. Lineage: Eukaryota; Metazoa; Chordata; Actinopteri; Perciformes; Percidae. The coding region runs from base 128 to 1078 and encodes 316 amino acids. The transcript has 4 exons. Gene Ontology annotation, biological process: proteolysis. Gene Ontology annotation, molecular function: serine-type endopeptidase activity.